UUACUGGGCGGGUAGCCAGCUGCAGCUGCGGCCAAUAGGCAAGAGACUUCUUGUUUCCUGGCAGAGUGGGGUCCCGGCACCGCGGCUCUCUGGUUUUGUGUGGGUCCCGGGUGGAGGGCCCGGGUGCCGGGGCCCGAGGUGCCGCCUCGCUAGCGGGAGAGGGAGCGGGAGCAGCGGCCCGGAGAGAGGUGAGGGGCUCUGCGUGGACUGCGGCCCCGCCGGCAGACCCCGCCCCCUUCUCAGCCCGCUCUGCCGGAGCCCCCAGUCGAAUGCCACCCCGCCCCCCCCCGGCCUGCCGACCCCGCCUUUGGUUGACUCCCUCCGCUCCUGUGGCCUCACCUCUGACCCCUAGGACCGGCCUUUCCGUCCUCCAGUGUACCUGUCUCGACCCCUCCCACGCUGCCAAACCCCACCCUGCCCUGGACAAGCCAGGCAGUGCGAGGGUCCUCGCGAAUCGAGGAGCUGCCUGCUGCUUCCAAGCGGGACUCUACUGGCCCAGCCUUCCUAGGGGUGCUUAGGACGCCCGUUACCCACACCUUCGAGGGUAGCUUUUGCACGGGCUCGUGUCUACAGGGCGGGAGGAUGGAAACAGACCCUAAUUGGAACUGAGGUUCAGGGCAGGUGAGCAAGUGGCUUUGGCCGGGCAUAGGCUACGUUUUCAUGAUAGGCGUAGUAGAGGAAGGGGGUGGUAACAACGCUCUUCAAGGUCUCCGAGAAACGAGUAUAAUUCCAGUCGGUGCUUGUGAAGACAAAAGAGCUCUCAGGGCCUGUGUGGGGCAAGAGGAUGCUUUCCCAGCCCCACCAUGGAGCUGCGCUGUGGGGGAUUGCUGUUCAGUUCUCGCUUUGAUUCAGGGAACCUAGCCCAUGUGGAAAAGGUGGAGACUGUGUCUAGUGAUGGGGAAGGCGUAGGAGGGGUAGCAACAACCCCCGCUAGUGGUUCUGCUGCUUCCCCUGACUAUGAGUUCAACGUGUGGACCCGGCCUGACUGUGCUGAAACGGAAUAUGAAAAUGGCAACAGGUCAUGGUUCUACUUCAGUGUCCGGGGAGGGACUCCAGGGAAGCUUAUCAAGAUCAACAUUAUGAACAUGAACAAGCAAAGCAAACUGUAUUCCCAAGGCAUGGCCCCCUUUGUGCGCACACUGCCUUCCCGGCCACGCUGGGAACGCAUUAGAGAGCGGCCCACCUUUGAGCUGGGGUCCAAGCUGAGCCCCUGCUUCAGCAAGCCUGAAGAAGCUGGUUCUCAUGUGGAGAGUGUCAGAGGGAGGGAGUUGGUAAAGAUGACAGAGACACAGUUUGUGCUGUCCUUUGUCCACCGUUUCGUGGAGGGCCGGGGAGCCACCACCUUCUUCGCCUUCUGCUACCCCUUCUCCUACAGCGACUGCCAGGAUCUGCUGAGCCAGCUAGACCAGCGCUUUCCAGAGAAUUACUCUACCCAUAGCAGUCCUCUGGAUAGCAUUUAUUACCACCGAGAGCUGCUCUGCUACUCUCUGGAUGGACUUCGUGUAGAUCUACUAACAAUCACUUCCUGCCAUGGGCUUCGAGAUGACCGGGAGCCCCGUCUAGAGCAGCUAUUUCCUGAUCUCGGCACUCCCCGACCAUUCCGUUUCACAGGCAAAAGGAUAUUCUUCUUAAGCAGUAGGGUACACCCUGGAGAGACUCCAUCUAGCUUUGUGUUCAAUGGCUUUCUGGACUUCAUCCUUCGACCUGAUGAUCCCCGGGCACAAACUCUCCGUCGACUCUUUGUUUUUAAGUUGAUUCCCAUGUUAAACCCUGAUGGUGUGGUCCGGGGCCACUACCGCACGGACUCCCGUGGAGUGAAUCUGAACCGUCAGUACUUGAAGCCUGAUGCCGUCCUGCACCCGGCCAUCUAUGGCGCCAAAGCUGUGCUGCUUUAUCAUCACGUACACUCGAGGCUCAACGCCAAGAGUCCCACGAACCAGCAACCCACUCUCCAUCUCCCUCCGGAAGCUCCUCUCUCUGACCUCGAGAAAGCCAAUAAUCUCCACAGUGAAGCUCACCUUGGGCAGUCACCGGAUGGGGAAAACCCUGCGACUUGGCCUGAGACAGAGCCAGCAGAAGAGAAGACUGACCCUGUGUGGAUUAUGCCACAGCCAAUUCCUGAACUCGAGGAGCCAGCCCCUGACACCAUCCCCCCAAAAGAGAGUGGUGUUGCUUACUAUGUAGACUUGCACGGACAUGCUUCCAAAAGGGGCUGCUUCAUGUAUGGCAACAGCUUUAGUGACGAGAGCACCCAGGUGGAAAACAUGCUAUAUCCAAAGCUCAUCUCCUUGAAUUCAGCCCACUUUGACUUCCAGGGCUGCAAUUUCUCAGAGAAGAACAUGUAUGCCCGAGACCGUAGAGAUGGCCAGUCCAAAGAGGGAAGCGGCCGUGUCGCAAUCUACAAAGCCUCAGGGAUAAUCCACAGCUACACACUUGAAUGCAACUACAACACUGGACGCUCAGUCAACAGCAUCCCUGCUGCCUGCCAUGACAACGGGCGAGCCACCCCCCCUCCCCCUCCAGCUUUCCCCUCCAGAUACACUGUGGAACUGUUUGAGCAGGUGGGGCGAGCUAUGGCCAUCGCAGCUCUGGACAUGGCAGAGUGUAACCCGUGGCCCCGAAUUGUGCUGUCGGAACACAGCAGCCUCACCAAUUUGCGAGCCUGGAUGCUGAGGCACGUGCGCAACAGCAGAGGGCUGACCAGUGCUGGGAACAUGGGCGCGAGCAAGAAGCGAGGGGCUCGAACCCCUCCCAAAAGCAACAACAGCUUGCCUGGUUCCUGCUCUGAAAAUGCUCUGAGCCGGGUUCGCAGUUUUAGCACCGGCACGAGUACUGGUGGCAGCAGCAGCAGCCAACAAAACUCUCCACAGAUGAAGAACUCUCCCAGCUUCCCUUUUCAUGGCAGUCGGACUGCGGGGCUACCAGGCCUGGGCUCUAGCACCCAAAAGGUCAGCCAUCGGGUGCUGGGCCCUGUCAGAGAGCCCCGAUGCUCAGACCGAAGGCGGCGGCAGCAGCCACUGAACCAUCGCCCUACCACAAACAGCCUGGCCCCCUCCCCAACUCUGGCUAGUUCUGGCCCAACCUCCUCACGAAACAUGGGCUCCUGCCUCCUACCCAAUUCACUCAGCUUAUCAGGGAGCAGCUGCUCAUUCUCGUCUUCAGGGGACAAGCCAGAGGCUGUCAUGGUGAUUGGGAAAAGCCUACUAGGGGCUGGUGCUCGGAUCCCUUGCAUUAGGACUCGAUUGCAGGCUAGGCCCAGGUUGGGCCGGAGCUCACCGCCGACUCGCAGAGGGAUGAGAGGUUCAAGCCCCACAUCCCCCAUCCCCCAGACCAGAGAGAGCAGUGAGCUGGAGCCGGGACCCCACUCUGCUACACCAGGGCUGCCUCAGGCCGGCCCCCCACGGCCUCGCUCUGCCCCCGCCUUUUCUCCUAUUUCCUGUACUCUCUCUGACUCCCCAUCCCGGAUUUGUUACAGCAGGGGGCUCUUGAACCAAUGUGAGGUUUGUUUUGUCCCUAAAUCACCACCAUUCACUAUUUCUCCCAGGGUCUGAUAAUGCCUUUACCUUCAUGUCCAGGAUAUAGCCCUAAGGUGAGGGAACACAGUGAAAUGAUAAGUUAGUCCCGUCUUCCAGCUGCUGGUACCAUGUGACAACCAUAGCUCCUUGGAAUGUCGGCCACACUGUCCGAGGCCUUGCAGAACAUCACCUUAAGACAGAACAAAACAGGGACCUGCUCCCUCCCACCCCCCUGCAGCACAAGAUUUUGGGACCACAAAAAAAUAUAUAU
This is a messenger RNA of Mus caroli (Ryukyu mouse), 3786 nucleotides long. It is a transcript of the gene Agbl5, whose product is annotated as AGBL carboxypeptidase 5. The record is from RefSeq and is a predicted model, not a curated record. Lineage: Eukaryota; Metazoa; Chordata; Mammalia; Rodentia; Muridae. Gene Ontology annotation, biological process: protein deglutamylation; proteolysis. Gene Ontology annotation, molecular function: zinc ion binding; metallocarboxypeptidase activity.